Messenger RNA from Pterocles gutturalis (yellow-throated sandgrouse), 1074 nucleotides. Its product is annotated as protein FAM83C-like. The transcript is spliced from 2 exons. The record is from RefSeq and is a predicted model, not a curated record. Gene Ontology annotation, biological process: epidermal growth factor receptor signaling pathway. NCBI's taxonomy places the organism in Eukaryota, Metazoa, Chordata, Aves, Pterocliformes, Pteroclidae. The annotation marks the transcript as partial.
CAGAACAUGCGCAUCAGAUGUCUGAGUGGAGACACAUACUACAGCAAAGCAGGCAAGAAAUUUGCAGGCCAGGUUCUGGAGAAGUUUAUCCUGAUUGAUUGUGAUCAAGUUCUUGCUGGUACAUACAGUUUCACCUGGCUUUGCAGCCAAGUCCACACCGGUCUGGUGACUCACUUCCGCGGUCAAAUUGUUGCAGAGUUUGACAAGGAAUUCCGGUACUUGUAUGCAGAGUCCAGAGCAGUGACCAGCUUCUGCCUGCCAGAUCCUGGAACGUGCCCCUCUUCCCAGAAUACCUCCAAAAUUGCCAACUCCCUUUUAAAACCCCCUCAGGUGAAUGAUGCUGAAACCUCGAGCCCCUCCAGCAGCCUUUCCAAUGUAAGCAUCAAAAGCGUAAAAAUGUCUCCCUUUAUGAAAAACUCCAGCUGCAACGUGCACCAGGAAAAGCAAGAUUCAGGCUCCGAUUCUGGUAAUAAGAAGGGGAAGGAGGACACAUCUCUGAAGCCCGCUUGCCCUAAGCAGCAAGGAGAACCACCAGACUCACUGAACAGUCCUCCAAAUAAAUCCACCCCAGCCUUGUAUCACAAAUCAAAUUUAAUGCCAGGAAGGACAUUCUUGCAGCCGGAGCCUUCCCCUGCCCUGAGCUCCAAUAAACCCAGUUACCACGGGGCCAGGAAGGCUGACGACAGCAGCCACGGCUCCCCGCUAAGGCAGGAGCAGACGCUGCAGUCCCUUUCAGAGGGUGCCAGCAGCAACGGGACGAGCAUGAAGCAGAAAGGGGCUGCUGCUAACUCCGGGGAACCGACGGCAGAAAAUGUCAAUGCUUUUUAUGAGAUGGAAAAAAGACAGAGUCCCGGACACGGAAAAUUGGACCUGGUAUCCCCAUACAACCAGCUCAAACGAGAUCAAAAACCUGUAGUUCCUUGCGAUGAUAAACUCACGGAGGACAUGCUGAUGGAAAAGAACAGCAGAUACGGGGCUGAGAAAAGACUGACUCUCGGGCACAGUAAGCUGGAUCUGAUCACCAAGUACAAUAAGUUAAAAUCUAAACACAUACACAGUCGGUUCGAGCUCUGA